This is a messenger RNA of Dictyostelium discoideum AX4, 4446 nucleotides long. RefSeq lists its product as hypothetical. The coding region runs from base 1 to 4446 and encodes 1481 amino acids. NCBI's taxonomy places the organism in Eukaryota, Evosea, Eumycetozoa, Dictyosteliales, Dictyosteliaceae. The record is from RefSeq and is a predicted model, not a curated record. The transcript is spliced from 2 exons.
AUGAGUUGGAAAAAAACAAGUACAAAUAAUGAAAAACCAUUAUUACCACCAAUACCAACAUUAUUUAAAGAUUUAACAUUCUAUAUAUUAGGAUUAUCAUUUAGUGAAACUACAUUAUUAAAAUCAACAAUUAAAAGUUAUGGUGGUGAUGUUGCAUUUCAAUUAAAUAAGAAUGUUAAAUUCCUUUUAACAACUAAAGAACAAUUUGAAAAGAAUUGUACAAAGAUUCAAACAGCAAUGAAAUUAGCAACAACCGAGAUUUUAUCAAAUGAUUUCGUUGAACAUUGUAUAACAAAAAGAUAUUAUUCAAUUGAUUUAAUUAAUGAUUUUAAAUUGGUUAAUAAAGAAUUACUAAUAAAUGAAAAACAACAAAAUGAUAAUAAAACUUCAUCAUUUGAAUCUACUUCAAAUGAUUCAUUAGAAUUAAUAUUAUCAAAAUUAAAAUUAGAAAUUAAACAAUCAACAGAACAACAACAAUCUACUCAACAACAACCUAAACAACAACAACAACAACAACAAUUUAAUCAAUUAGAAUUAAUAAAAAAUGAAAAGAAAUCAAUUAAAUUAUUUAUAUCAUCAACAUUUUUAGAUAUGGAGAAUGAAAGAGAAGCAAUUGUAAAAUAUUUAAUACCAGAGAUUAGAGAUUAUUGUAAUGAAAGAAAUAUUGAUUUUAGUUUUGUUGAUAUGAGAUGGGGUAUAACAGAGAGUAAAGAUAUUUUAAAGAAAUCAACUAUUGCCACUUGUUUACAAGAAGUAUCAACUUGUAGUUAUUUCAUCUCUUUAUUGGGUGAUAGAUAUGGUUGGUCAUCUGGUGAUGAAUAUACUGAAUCAUUUAAUUUAGCUAAAAUCUAUUAUCCAUGGAUUGAUUCUCAUAUUGGUAAAUCAAUUACUGAAUUAGAAAUUUUACAAGCAACAACUGUAACACCAAAGUUUAAUUUAUUUUAUUUUAAAAAUUCAUCAACUUCAACUUCAAUCUCAACCUCAACUUCAACAAAAAUUGAAGAAUUAAUUGAAUCUGAAGAAUCAAUUAAAAAAUUAAAAGAAUUAAAAAAUCAAAUUUUAAAUGAAAAACAAAAUAAAAUUUCAAACUUUUCAAAAGUUGAAAAUUUAAUAACAUCAAUUUAUAAAGAUUUAAUUGAAAGAAUUAAUAGGGAAUUAUUAAUGUCAACAAAUGGUAUUUCAAAUAAUAAUAAUAAUAAUAACUAUAGAGUUAAUGAUGAUGAUCAAAAUUUAGAAGUUAAUAAAAAUUCAUCAUAUUUAAAAUCAUUAUUAAAACAAGAAUUUAUAAAGAAUUAUUCAUUUGAUAAAUUGAAUCAAUUUGUAUUUGGCAAUGGUAUUAAUAUUGAAAAUUCAAUUCAACCAGAACCAAAGCCAUUUUUAAUUACAUCAUCAAUUGGUGGUGGUAAAUCAACAGUGUUAUCAAAUUGGGUUAAACAAUUAUCAAAUAGUAAUGAAAUCGAUUCAAAGAAAACAUUGGUAGUUUGUUUUUUCAUUGGUAUUACAGCAAAUAAUAAAAAUAGAAUUGAAUUACUUCGUCAACUAUUUUCAAUCAUUAAAUUACAAUACCAAGUUUCAAUACCACUAAGUGAGGAUCCAUCAUCAUUGAAAGAGGAGAUCAACUAUUGGUAUGGUAUCGCAACUAAAGAUGGUAGAAAUUUAAUUAUAAUUUACGAUUCAAUCGAUACCAUUGAAAAGGGUGCCAAUGAAACCCUAUCAGAGGCAUUACUAGAUUUAAUACCAUCACGUUAUCCAGAGAAUGUGAAAAUUGUUUGCUCAUGUUAUACUGAUAAUUAUGAAGAGCUAGUCCAACAUUUCCAAUUGGAUAAAAAUCAACAUACAUCAGUUUUAACCGGAUUCACAGAUCAACAACAAAUAUUAGACUUUUCAAAAUCUUAUUUAUCAAACUUUAAAAAGGAAUUAACACCAGUUCAAAUUGAAAUUUUAAAGAAAUUUUUAGAACCAUGUUCAUCACCAUUGUUUUUAUCAAGUAUACUUGGUGAAUUGAUUACUAUUGGUAAUUAUAAAACUUUGAAUGAAAAGUUAAUAAUGUUAUUAUCAAGCCAAUCAAUUUUCAAUUUCUAUUUAGUUCAACUAUCAAGAUGGGAAUCUGAUACUUCUUUUCCAAAUAAUUUAGUAACUGAUAUCAUUCAAUUGAUUUAUUUAUCUGGUAAUGGUCUUUAUGAAGAUGAAAUUUUAUCAAUAUUAAAUUUAAAAUCAAGUUAUGGUUUCUUUUCACAAUGUCGUAAUCUUUUCACUGUAUUUGGUGGUGGUUCAAAUUAUUUCACAAUUUUAUCACCAUAUUUAAAAUUAGCAAUUGGUUUAAAAUAUUUUGGUAAUAAAAAAGAUGGUCAAUUAUUACCAAUUGAAUCAAAAUUAUUAUCAAAUCUAAUUGAUUAUUUUGAAAAUCAAAAAAUUAAUAAUACAAAUUCAUCAUCAUCAUCAUUAUCAUCAUCAUCAAUAAAUAGUUUAAAAAGAAAAAUUGAUUAUUUACCUAAAAUUUUAAUUUCAAUUGGUGAUAAAUCAAAACUUCAAGAGUUUUUAUUAAAUCUUGAAAAUAUUAAUCAAUUAUCAAAAUCAGAGAUUGGUAAAUCACAAAUUCAUCAAUAUUGGAAUUUCAUUGGUAUAAAUAAUGAAAACUUUAAAGAGAUAAUUAAUCUUUAUAAAUUUAAAUGGGCACAAUAUUGUAAUGGUAAUCCACCAUUGGAAGAGUUAUCAACCACUACCUUUAAUAUUGGUUCUCUAUUUGAACAUUUGUCAAUGUAUGAUGAAGCAUAUACAUUCAUUGAGAAAUCACAAGAUUAUCAUAUUCAAUUAUAUGGUGAUUGUCAUUCAAGUGUUGCUAAUGAUAUUAAACGUUUAGUUUCUAUUAAUAUUAAACGUUCAAAAUUAGAUCAAGCAGGUUAUCAAUCUGAAAAAUUAUUAUCAAUAACUGAACAAUUAUUUGGUAAAGAACAUUUGGGUACAAUUGAAUCAUUAUUAUUAAAUGGUUUAACUUUUAAAAAACAAACUCAAUAUUCAAAAUCUUUAGAAUUUUAUAAAUCUUGUUUAAAAAUUUUUUAUAGAUUCCUUGAUUUAAAUUCACCAAUUUAUUUUAAUAUUAAAUUGGGUGAAAUUUUUCAAUCAAUUGCUGAUAUUUUUAGAAAAUUAGGUAAAUUUGAUAUUGCAUUAAAUUAUUAUAAUAAGACAUUAACAAUUUAUAAAAAUCUUAAAAAAGAAAAUCAUCAUUGUUUCUCUGAACUCUAUAAGAAUUUGGGUUUAGUUUCAAAAAAACUUGGAGAUUAUCAAAUUGCAAUCGAUUAUUAUCAAAAGAGUUUAUCAAUUGUUCAAGAUAAUUUUGGUAAAGAUCAUGUGGAGUAUGGUUUUAUUCUUUGUGAUUUAGCUGAUACAAAAAGAAAACAAGAACAAUAUAUUGAAGCAGAGACUCUUUAUAAUCAAUCAUUAGAUAUUUUAAAAAGAAAAUUAAAUCAAGAUACAUCAAUUGAAAUUGCAGAGAUUUAUAAUGAUUUAGGUUUAAUUAGAAAGAAACAAAGUAAUUAUAAAGAAGCAAUUUCAUUCUAUAAACAAUCGAUUACAAUCGCUCAAAAAUCAUUAGGUAAAUCACAUUUAAAAAUUUCAUUUUUCAAUUUAAAUCUUGCAGAUUGUUAUAGAAAAAUUGGUGAUUAUAAAACUAGUGAACAAUUUUAUUCAAAAUGUUUAUUAAUCACUCAGGAUAAUCUUGGUUAUGAUCAUAUUGAAGUUGCAGAGAUUUUAAAUUCAAUAGGUUUGGUUUAUAAGAAACAAGGUAAAUAUCAACAAGCUGAAAAUCAAUAUAAACGUGCAAUCAUUAUCGUUAAUAAAUCAUUGGGUUCUGAUAAUUAUAAAAAUGGUAUCUAUAUGAAUAAUCUCGCUGAUAUCUAUAGAAAAUUGGGUUCCUAUGAAAUGGCUAAAACUUAUUAUAAUAAAGCUUUACUUAACAUUGAAAAAGCAUUGGGUAAAGAACAUUCUGAAUAUGCUGAAAUACUCUAUUGUAUGGGUUUAUUGAAAUUAUCAUUGGAAGAAUAUCAAGAAUCAAUUAAAUUAAUUAAUCAAGCAAUUGCAAUUGUUUCAAAUCAUUUCUCAUCUCAACAUGUUAAAAUUGGUAUCUUUAAAAAUUCUUUAGCUGAAGUAUUAAUCACUCAAGCUAAAUCUUUACCAAAUCCACGUGAAUUUGCAAGUAAUCUUCAAGAGAUUGAUAAUAUUAGAUCAUUAUUCAAUAGUUCUUUAUCAAUUUUAAAAACUGAAUUUGGUACUGAUCAACAUCCAGAAAUAGCUGAUAUCUUUAUUAAUAUGGCUGAAUUCGAAUUUCAAUUUGGUAGUCAUUCAAAAUCUUUAGAUCAUUUUAAAAAAGCUUUAGAAAUUAUUUCAAUAGUUUUUGAUGAAAAUCAUUCAAAAUAUCAAUUAAUUUCUGAUAGAAUUAGAUAUUUUUAA